Molecule: messenger RNA, 324 nt
Organism: Puccinia graminis f. sp. tritici CRL 75-36-700-3
Lineage: Eukaryota; Fungi; Basidiomycota; Pucciniomycetes; Pucciniales; Pucciniaceae
Exons: 5
Coding region: 1-324 (107 amino acids)
Source: RefSeq, a predicted model, not a curated record
AUGUUAGGCAAAGGAGUGGCUGGGUCUCCAGGUAGUGUAGGUGUUGGUGCAGACAUCUUAUCGCCCCCCUCAACCAUCUAUCUUACCCAACUAGUACAACCCUUGACCAUGCCUCGUUUUAACAAUCAUACCCCUGGCCCUAGGGCCUCAAAUCUCUACCCCCUUUCUUCUCAGAUGAGUCUCCCGGAGCCAUACAGUCCUUUAGAGAGGGUUCAAGUUCUGGGCUCGCCUAUUCAACUAGACUCUCAAGAGUCUUCUUGUCCCCCAAUUCUGAACGCGCCGCCAAUCGCGCCGCCUUUGCCAGUCAGCUGGCUUCCCCAUUGA